AUGCCUUUCGUCGCCGGAAUCUCCCUUCCCAGCCUUUCCUCGGACUCGCUCAUUUCUACCCAACUCCUUUCACAUGACGACCCGGCCUACUCACGCACCUUUGAGACGAAGAUCGGCGACGACCUUCAAAGCGCUUUCGCAGAGCUCGCAGCUGCUCUGCCCGAAAAACCCGUCGAGUUAACCCUAUCUCUCCCUUCCAAUCUCAGAGAAGACGAGAAGAACUGGGCCAUUUCCAAGGCUAAAGCCGCUGGGCUCAAAGUGUCUCGGACGUUCGACAACAUCCACACAGCACAGAGUGGCCUCGUGAGGGAGGCCCAUGCGCCAAGGAACGAAUUGAUUCUAGAGCUCGGCCUAUCGUUCGCUACUGCGCGCCUAGUAUCGACUGAGGUCGAAGAUGAUGUCCGGAUGUCGGACACGGCAAAGGAAAUCCACCUUCAAGCAGCUGCCGAAGACCAUAUCUCCCAACUUGUCGACCCCAUCCUCGCCCAUCUCAAAGAAAUCCCCACCGACUCAGGCUCAGAACUCUCCCGCAUCGUUGUCAUCGGCGCCUCCCUUCCCCAACUCACAUCAAAAUACCCCUCGGUUGAGGUCAUUCACGUCGACACUCCUCUCGCGCGCUCGGCGGCUGAGCGGUCGCUCUACUACUACCGUGACUCGAUUGCCGACAAGCUCAUCUUCAACGUCGCGCCCCUCCGUGUCGGCAUCGCCAAGGCAGACGGCUUCGUCCUCACGCUCAUUCCUCGCUCCAACACUCUCCCUCAACACAAGUCCGUCCUCCUCACGACCUCGAAAGAUGAUCAGACGAAGGUCGUCGUGAAGGUCGUCGUUGGCAUCUCACCACGCGUCGCGGAUAACACGACAAUCGCCGAGCUCGUCCUUGACGGUCUUGUGUCCCGACCAAAGGGCGUUGCACGCGUCAAGGUCGUCAUUGACGUGGAGCAGGAGGGCAAGACGCGGAUCGUCGCCGAGGAGCUUGACGGUACUGCGUCGACUACGGCUGAGUUGAAGGAUAUUAUUGGUAACACUCUCACUUGGGAAGGUGUCGAGAGUAUCCUUACUGGACUUCCGAAGCUGGGGAGGGAUGACGAGGCUCAGCAGGCUGAGGAUGAGUGGGUAGGAGAAGAGGCUCAAGGUGCUUUACCUGAGUAA
This is a messenger RNA of Cyclocybe aegerita, 1149 nucleotides long. Lineage: Eukaryota; Fungi; Basidiomycota; Agaricomycetes; Agaricales; Hemipholiotaceae. The record is from the annotation of a GenBank genome assembly.